AUGGGGGAUAUGACGAACGACAUCAAGCUCCUCAAGGGCAGCAGCCAUGGGGAAUUGUCCGAAAAGGUCGCUCAGCGGUACGUUACCCCCAAAGAUGGAAUGGCUGUUUCGUCGUUUUAUUCCAUUUCUCCUUUCCCCUUUUUAGAAGAACGAUACGAAGAAUGGGUGCUGACGCGCGAAUGCGCCGCCUACAGACUGGGCAUUCCCCUUGCGAAGACCAUGAGCGAGCCUGGCAACAUCAACGACGGCCUCAUGGAGCUGCUUAUCAUGAUCCAUGCUUGCAGAACCGCUUCCGCCCGCCGAAUUACCGCCGUCAUUCCCUGCUUCCCCUACGCUCGACAAGACAAGAAGGACAAGAGUCGUGCCCCUAUCAGCGCGAAGCUUGUCGCGAACAUGUUGCAGGUUUCGGGUUGCAACCAUGUCAUCACGAUGGACCUCCACGCCUCCCAGAUUCAGGGCUUCUUCAACAUCCCCGUCGACAACCUCUACGCCGAGCCGAGUGUUCUGCAGUGGAUUCGAUCCAAUAUGAACGUCGAGGACUGCGUCAUCGUUAGUCCUGAUGCGGGCGGAGCCAAGCGUGCCACCGGUAUUGCCGAUCGCCUCGAGACCGGCUUUGCGCUCAUUCACAAGGAGCGCCCGCGCCCCAACGUUGUGGGCCGCAUGAUUCUUGUUGGAGACGUCACGGACAAGAUUGCCAUUCUGGUGGACGACAUGGCUGACACCUGCGGCACCCUCGCCAAGGCCGCCGAGACUCUCGAGACUGGUGGUGCUCGUGAAGGCACGUUUUUCCUCUAUUUCAUCGCCAUCGUUACUCACGGCGUGCUGAGCGGCAACGCCGUCGAGACACUGAACAAGAGCUGCCUGUCUCGCGUCGUCGUCACCAACACGGUGCCCCUCGGAGACAAGAUCGAGCGCUGCCCCAAGCUGCGCGUCAUCGACAUCAGCCAGGUCCUGGGCGAGGCUAUCCGGCGCACUCACAACGGUGAGAGUGUUAGCUACCUCUUUAACCACGUGCCCGUCUAG
Colletotrichum spaethianum is the source of this 1023-nucleotide messenger RNA. Its product is annotated as ribose-phosphate pyrophosphokinase 5. NCBI's taxonomy places the organism in Eukaryota, Fungi, Ascomycota, Sordariomycetes, Glomerellales, Glomerellaceae. The coding region runs from base 1 to 1023 and encodes 340 amino acids. The record is from RefSeq and is a predicted model, not a curated record. Gene Ontology annotation, molecular function: ribose phosphate diphosphokinase activity; magnesium ion binding. Gene Ontology annotation, biological process: purine nucleotide biosynthetic process; 5-phosphoribose 1-diphosphate biosynthetic process; ribonucleoside monophosphate biosynthetic process. The transcript has 6 exons. Gene Ontology annotation, cellular component: cytoplasm; ribose phosphate diphosphokinase complex.